Messenger RNA from Scaptodrosophila lebanonensis, 475 nucleotides. RefSeq names its product cytochrome b-c1 complex subunit 7-like. NCBI's taxonomy places the organism in Eukaryota, Metazoa, Arthropoda, Insecta, Diptera, Drosophilidae. The record is from RefSeq and is a predicted model, not a curated record. Bases 77 to 412 code for a protein of 111 amino acids. The transcript is spliced from 3 exons. Gene Ontology annotation, biological process: mitochondrial electron transport, ubiquinol to cytochrome c.
ACGACUUGUAAGCUGCUAAUAAUAUCAGUGGAUUGAAAUUUUGUGAAAAAAAGAAAAACUGAAAUUGACAAAAAUCAUGUCGGGAUACGUAGCUCGAAUUGGUCCUUUGGUUUUCUCAAACCUUGGCAAGUGGGCCUACAACAUGUCUGGUUUCAAUCAAUAUGGCCUGCACCGCGACGACUGCCUCUAUGAGAAUGAAGACGUUCAGGAGGCUGUACGCCGUUUACCACGCAAUCUUUACGACGACCGCAACUAUCGCAUCAUGCGCGCCUUGCAUCUGUCCAUGACCAAGACGGUUUUGCCGCAGGAGGAGUGGACCAAGUAUGAAGAGGACGUGAAGUACUUGGAGCCAUAUUUGCAGGAAGUCAUAAAGGAGCGCGAAGAGCGUGAAGACUGGAACAAAAAUCAUUAAAGACCAUCACAAAUGCUCGCCUAAUACGAAAUACCUUUAAUAAAAAAGAUUAUAUCUAUUGUA